AUGAGAGUGUGUAGGAGCAAAGCGGACGGUGGAGAUUUCAUUGUAGUCUCAGCCUACUUACCGUAUGACUCUAUCACACCGCCGCCAGGUCCUUGUCUUGAGAUGAUUGUGGAAUUUUGCGAAAAAGAAUGCACUCCAUUGAUAAUUGGAACAGAUUCGAAUUCGCACCACAUCAUCUGGAACAGUUCCAACAUAAACUUGAGAGGUGAGCAGUUGAUUCAAUUUUUGAUGAAGUCAAAUCUGAUGGUGAUGAAUUCGGGUAGAAAGCCAACUUUCGUGAAUGCCAAUAGGGAAGAGUGUCUUGACAUCACAAUUGCGUCUUGUGAACUUUCGGAACUUAUCCAUUCGUGGAGAGUGACAGAUUUAGAAACGUUCUCGGACCAUAGGUUGAUCAAGUUCUGUCUUAGAGGCAAUUUUCCGAAUAAAGAACCGUUUAGAAACCCCAGAAAGACGAAUUGGAAUUUGUAUAGAGCCUGGCUAAGAUCAAAGCUGGAAAACGUUGACCAUAAAGACAGAUAUCAGUCUGUGGAAGAACUGGAAAAAGCAAAUAGAGAAAUAACUUCAGCCAUUGUUGAAGCAUACAAGCUGUCCUGCCCACUGAUCAGCCCAAAGCCACUGUACAGAAACUCCGCGUGGAGCAAUGAUCUUGAAAAGCAGAAAAAGGAACUGCGGAAAGCAUGGAACAAGGCUGGUAAGAAGGGUAGGGAUCAGGAGAAAAACAAGGCUUUACAUAGAGCCCUUCUGAAAGACUACAAUCAAGCCCAGGCUGAGCUGAAGGAGAAGUGUAAGAGAAAGUUCUUUGAAGAAGCGGACUCAAUUCCUGCCUAUGCCCGUGUCCACAAGAUUUUAGCGAAGGAUCCAACUGUUCAAGUUGGCUCUUUACUAAAACCAGAUGGCAAUUACACGGCGGAUAGUAAGGAUACGGUCGAGCAUCUUCUAAAAGUUCACUUCAGGCUGCACUGA
Bradysia coprophila is the source of this 963-nucleotide messenger RNA. RefSeq lists its product as uncharacterized. NCBI's taxonomy places the organism in Eukaryota, Metazoa, Arthropoda, Insecta, Diptera, Sciaridae. Gene Ontology annotation, molecular function: catalytic activity. The record is from RefSeq and is a predicted model, not a curated record.